UUAAUAUCAAAAUUGUUAACCGGAACACCACAAUGGUGCUUCGGGUUUCAAUCAUGAUGAAUUACAUUUGAUUUUUAAUUUCUAGUAUUCAUUUACUUAAUAAAGCAGAAAUGGACAGAGUGGGUCCAUCCUUUGAGUCAUUCCUGCAACAAGGGGACACACCUGUUCCUAGAGCAAAAGAAACAGCAACAGCUCUGAAGAGAAGAAGCACCAAUCUUAAUCUCCAGAAAUCGAUUAAACUUCUUGAUGAUGCUGUCACACCAUACGUCAAUCGAUCCAUCCGUACACCCAGAGGAAGCUUACGACAUUCUACACACACACCUGCACGCCAAAGCUCUGGACUUGAUGCAAGUGAUCUUUUCAACUUUACCCCCACACAGAAGAUAACACCGCUUCAAUCUCCUGCCCUGGAAUUAACUUCUCAACACUUGACACAACAGCAGACACCAGGCAGACAGUUUCAAAAUGCUAACUUAACAACAGGACUUGACACCACAGAAUUUACUAACAUCAAUUUAACUUUAAUUGCUGAUGAAGAUCCUGGGAAGAAAGCCUCUACUGGCAUGUAUGGCGCAUUUAAGGAGAUUCUAAAGCAGUUGACAUCCCCACACCAGGUGAUGGACCUACUGACAGAAUAUGAAUCUUAUUGCGCUGAACAAGUUUCUUGUCUUAAGCAUCUCAGCCGAAGUGUCACGCGCAACCAGCCAAAGUUUAAAAGAACAAUGGAUACUUUUGAACUUCUACAACAUGAGAAAAACACAUGGAAGCUGAUACGAUCACUGUACAAAGACAGACUGGAGACUGAGGCCAGAGAGGAAUCAUUUGACAUGUCAGAUAGUGAGGACACAUCCUCUAAAGCUGUGGUAUGGUCUCUAAGUGAAAACAAUAUUGCUAAUCGCCUGUUUGAAAAAGAUGCCUUAGUCAGACAAAGUCAGCUUGUUAUCGACUGGCUAGAAACUUGUGCAUCUGAGCAUCUUGAAACUUACUAUAAAAAUGUAAAAUUCUUUGUGGAUCAGCCUGUUUCAUGGGAAAAUACACUUCACCAUCUUCAAAAAUUAAAACAAGGUCAUCGAAAUGUUUCUGAUAGAUAUAUCAAUGAAAUGGAUCCAGAUGCUCCCCUCAGACUGAAGAAAUCUUUAGAUGACUUGGAUCAGGAAGAUGAUAGGUUUUUCAUCCAAAAUCUCUUCAUUUUUAUACGUGCAGGUCAAUUAGAAAAGGCUCAAGAACUUUGCCAUGCUUGUGGUCAGCCGUGGAGGGCAGCUACAUUAGAAGGUUGGCGCUUGCUGCAUGAUUCUAACUACUAUGUUUCUUCUUUAACCUCUGAGGUUGCUCCCGUGGAGGGCAACCCAUACCGGGAUAUAUGGAAAGCUGUUUGCUGGCGGAUGGCCUCUGAGAAGGACCUGGACCAGUUUGAGAGAGCUGUAUAUGCAACUUUGAGUGGAAAUCUGCAUGGCAUGCUGCCUGUUUGUGCAUCAUGGAUGGACUAUGUCUGGGCUUACUUCAAGGUUAUGGUUGAUGUAAAGGUAGAGCAAGAAAUUAGACUUCAUCGCCAUAUUGAUAGACAGUUUGAACAACUGCCACCAGAGUAUUUUGAAAAAAACUAUGAACCUUCUGAGAUUUUCAAAGAGAUAAAUGCGAGUAAUGAUGAGAAUGUGCGUCUACAAGCAGAAAACUGGUAUCACAUCAUUCAAAAGUUCAUAAUUCUCAAUGACAUAUCUGGACUCAUUGAAGUGAUGCAUGGCUGGCUGGACAAGGAUGAUGAGGCAACACCAGGACAUUUGCUGCGACUUAUGGCACACAUUAUUCUUUUCCUCAGAACUAUUGGAAGAGCAUGCAAGGAUGACCAGUGUGAAGCUAUUUUAAAAGCUUAUGUUAGGCAUUUAAUAAAAAACAAGCAGAAGAAUCUGGUAGCUCAUUAUGUUGCUGCCCUUAGUCCCUCAGCCCAAGUUCACUUGUAUGCAUCAUUUUUGGAAGACAUUGAGAGUCAAGAUGAGCGACAGCAGUGCUUAAUCUGGGCAGAAGAAGAAAAUCUGGACGUGGCUCUUAUUACUAAAACUGUUGUGGAGAAAAUAAGAAGUAGAGAAACAGUUUCUCUUUUCCCAGAAACUAGUUUAGUUGCUGACCUUAACAUCACAGAGGAAGACAAAGCAAAGAUUGAUGCCAUUGAGUGGUUAGUAUUUGACCCAUCACACAGAUCUGAAGCUGUUAAACAAGCUAAUGCAAUGAUGCGAACAUUUAUUGCUGUAAAAAAACAUGCAGCAGCUCGACAAGUUUUUGAAAAACUUCCAUCCGACACAAUAGAUGUUAUCUUAAGAUCCUGGUACACAAGGACCAGCUCAAGUGAACUUCCUGCCAAUGUCAACAAUGCUAUCAGAGAGUACAUGUGCAUGAAAGCAUACCUGGAUGCUGUGGAAAGUUUCAAUGACUGGUUUAGUUUGUAUCACCAAGGGCAGCCAGUCAAACCAAGUGGAGUAGAGGGUGGAAGUUUUACUGACAGAGUUGCUUUUGAUCAUAGGAUGAAGCAGUAUCAACAAGAGUAUGAGCGUUGGAUGCACAACUUGCAAGUCCAAACAAGGACAACAAGAGACAGAAUCUACAAUGUUUUACUGUUCACAGAUGGAGGUUGGCUAGUAGAUACAUGGCAGGAUGAAGAUGCAGAUGUUUCUAGACAGGAGCAAAUGUCCAGGUUAAGAAAGCUGCACCUGCCUGCAUUAUGUCUCAACCUGCAUAAGGUGUUAGAUUCCAGUCAAAUGUAUGUAGAGGCUGUGCAGCUAGCAGAUAUCAUUGCAUCAGAACAACAUCAACUAUACAAGGAGUUUGACAAGGAGUCCCUGCAGCAUAUUUUAACUCAGAUAAUGAAGUCAGCUCACAGUUUGCUGGAUGACAACAAAGAUCCCUUAGGAUAUCAAGUUGUUUAGUCAUUUUACCUCAUUUUUGUCCAGUUAGUUCUCUAUUGAAGGCUAACUUGUGUUAAAACCCAUUAAAUCUAAAUACUUAAAAAAUAUAUUGUUUUGGGAAUUUUGUUCAAAUUAUAAAUAGAUCAUUUUAAUAUUCUUAUGAACUGCUGACAUUUGUUUGACAUUACAUUUUGUGAACAACUGAAUGCUUUAAAAAAACUUGGUUUUGUUAGUCUAUUUUUGUAAUUGUGAAAAACUUGUCUUGAGCCAUCAAUUUAAUUAUGUAAUAGGCCUACUUGUUUUAUGUAUUUUAACUGAAUUUACAAUAAAACCAAUUUCUUUC
Messenger RNA from Physella acuta, 3240 nucleotides. RefSeq names its product nuclear pore complex protein Nup107. Gene Ontology annotation, biological process: post-transcriptional tethering of RNA polymerase II gene DNA at nuclear periphery; protein import into nucleus; mRNA export from nucleus. Gene Ontology annotation, molecular function: structural constituent of nuclear pore. Lineage: Eukaryota; Metazoa; Mollusca; Gastropoda; Physidae. Gene Ontology annotation, cellular component: nuclear pore outer ring; nuclear pore. The record is from RefSeq and is a predicted model, not a curated record.